Molecule: messenger RNA, 1708 nt
Organism: Daldinia vernicosa
Lineage: Eukaryota; Fungi; Ascomycota; Sordariomycetes; Xylariales; Hypoxylaceae
Product: membrane dipeptidase-domain-containing protein
Exons: 3
Coding region: 44-1513 (489 amino acids)
Biological process (GO): proteolysis
Molecular function (GO): metallodipeptidase activity
Source: RefSeq, a predicted model, not a curated record
UGAUCGUUCUGGCUCCAAGCUUACAAGGCGCAGCUGAUUCAUCAUGGAAGAACAGCAAACCAACAUUGAAAGCACAUCGCCAGCUACCGAUGGGCAGUCCCAGUCUCCACAAAGAGUAGACUCGAGUGCUCCUGAACGUUCUCUCAUUGUUCAUUCUCAAACACACAACUCGGGAUUCUUUUCUAAAUUUCGAUAUCAUUUAUUUGCAGCUGGAUUUGCAUUUCUGUUAAGUCCCCUAGCAUUUAUAUGGCCAGGUCAAUCCUCUAUUGAUCCGACAAACUACGUGGAGCGGACGAGGAGAGUUUUGAAGACGACACCCUUAAUUGAUGGGCAUAAUGAUUUACCCUGGCAAUUGCGCAUAGAGUUGCAUAAUCGCAUAUAUGAUGGCCGGGUUGACUUAAAUAAAAGACUCCUGGGUCAUACAGACCUUCAGAGGAUGCGAACGGGAAUGGUGGGGGGUCAGUUUUGGAGUGUGUAUGUGCAUUGUGAUGUUCAUCAGCAACAGUUUGAAGAUCCAUCUUGGAUAGUAAGGGAUACUUUAGAGCAAAUUGAUGUCACUAGAAGAUUCAUCGACGAGCACCCUAAGGAUCUCCAGUACUGUGAUACGACGGCCUGCGCCCGUAAAGCUUUCAAGUCAGGCCGCAUCUCUAGUAUGAUCGGCAUUGAAGGCGGCCAUCAGGUUGGGGGCAGUAUUGCUAGCAUACGGCAGAUGUACAAUCUUGGAGCACGCUAUAUUACCCUCACUCAUAACUGCGACAAUUCAUUCGCGACUUCGGCUUCUACUGUGGCGGCUGGAGGACCCGACGAUGGGCUCUCUAAAUUAGGGUAUGAUGCUAUCAAGGAGAUGAAUCGGUUAGGAAUGAUAGUAGACCUAUCGCAUGUGUCGCAUCAGACGAUGAGAGAUGUGCUGAGUGUAGCACAAGCACCGGUCAUCUUUUCGCAUUCAGGGGCUUACAGUGUAACUCCACACCUUCGGAACGUACCCGACGACGUUCUCCGAACGGUAAAGCGCAACGGAGGCAUCGUCAUGGCCGUAUUCGUGAAUCGGUUCCUCAAGAUGAAAGACCCAGACCAGGCGACUAUUCACGAUGUUGUAGAUCACAUAUUUCACAUUGCGGAGGUAUGCGGCUGGGAUUGCGUCGGUGUGGGCAGCGAUUUUUCAGGAACCCCCUAUGUACCCAUCGGCCUAGAAGAUGUCUCAAAGUUCCCCGAUCUCGUUCAACUUCUGAUGGAACGUGGCGCGACCGAUGAGCAGAUCCGCCUAUUUGCAGGAGAAAACAUCCUCCGCGUUUGGUCAAGGAUCGAGCAACGAGCGCGUGAGAUACAAGCUACAGGGGAGAAGCCUGUAGAAGAAGAAUAUGAAGGAAGGGAAUGGCAUAAGGGACUAAAGGACUCGCCUUGGAUGUUGAGAGGGAGUAGACAAAAGGCUAUCGAGGCUGGCGCUGCGGAUAAGCCGUACAUGUUUAACGUAGAUGGAGAGGGGAAGCAUAACCCAGCAGUCAAAGGUGUAUAAACCACCCAAAGUAAAUAGAUCAGGGGUAACAUUGAAAAAACAUUAGAAGGUAAUAUUGACCUACCUGUCGAUAUGAGUAUCGUUAAUUAAUAAUUGUAAAUAUUUUCUGAGACGGCACAUCUGUAGAACUUAGUAAACGCAGGUGCGAACUACGAUAUCACCCUACGUCUACAUGCAGCGCACCUCAAAUUUAGG